CGAAAUUGGUUAAAGCCAGAUCGAGAUACGUCUACAUGUGUCAUGCGCUUUCAAAUGCGAAUUUGCAACACUCCGUUAGAUCUAUACAUUAGCAAUUAGUAAUAGAAAUCAAUAAGGGAUUCAAUUUGAAGAACAGAUUGAUGCGCACAUAAGCCGUAUUGGUGCAAGUAUACAAGAUAAAGCGGACGCUGUUGUCCUGUAUGCAACCUAUUCCUGAAGACGAACCAAUUGCUUCCACUUCCGCGGAUACGCGAGUAUCGAAUAAACAGAUACGAGAGAAAUCGAUACAGAUAGCGGAGGAGUUGGACGGGGACGAGGAGAAUGAUGACAACACCUGCUGUCACCGCGCGACCUUCUGCAGCCCGCGGUUACGGGAGAUUCUUGUGACCGACGUGAUCUCCACGUGUUUCGAGCUACAGCUGACAUGGGCGGACCUCUUCUGGCUCGCGACCGUGAGCGGCAUGACCCUGCUGACCUGGGCCGUACUGUACUUCCUGCUGGGCGACAUGGUAUUACCCGGCGGCAGUAUAUUCGGCCUCUUCGUCCUCGCGAUCUUUUCCUACACCCUCGGCUGGACCCUCGCCUGCAUUCCCCGGCUGCAUCUGCCGCCCAUCUUUGGCAUGCUCUUCGCCGGUAUAAUACUACGUAAUACCGACGUCUACGACAUACACGAGAUGAUCGGGCCGGACCCGAUCUCCAAGAUCAGGACCUUCUGCAUGGCCUUCAUCAUGGUACGUGCCGGUCUGCAGCUGACGACGACCGCGCUGAGGGCGCAUCCGGUGUUCGUAAUGAUCCUGGCGCUCGUCCCGUGCACCGUCGAGAUGCUGGCGGUCACCGUUGCGUGCAAAUAUCUCCUUGAAUUCCCAUGGAAUUGGUCCUUCAUGACGGGGACAAUUGUGGCCUGCAUGUCUCCUGUAAUAACGGUAAGCUGUAUGCUCACCUUAGCCGAACAGGGCUACGGCGAAGACAUAGGACUCGCCAGUUUGUUAACUACUGCGACAUCCAUCGACGAUGUCCACAUCGUGUCUGUGUUUUCCAUCUGCUUCUCUUUCGUUUUUAGCAACGAUGACGGGAGAACAGAAUGGUGGUCCUAUAUCCCCGGCGGGAUUCGAGAUUUCCUCCUGGGACUUAUAGUGGGAAUUAUCUUGGGCUUCGCCCUGGUCUUUUUCCCUCAUCGCAAUCACAAAUACGCAACGUGGUAUCGCAUUAGCGGUCUAGCGCUCGCGUCUUUAAUGUGCACCACAGCGGCCUCGAGACUGGCGGUCACAGGUGGAGGAUAUCUCGCUACUAUUAUACUAUCGUUUAUAGCUGUUCGUGGAUGGCGAAUCUUAACGAUUUCGUACGAUACGACGCCUUUUCACAGAGCGUUUUAUUUCCUAUGGCAUUUCGUGCAGCCGAUUUUAGGAGGCGUGAUUGGUGCCGAUAUUGACUUUAGAAACUGGGCUAUGUCCAGAUUCGGACUUUACUUCGCUUGUGUACUUAUAGGAAUAUCUGUGCGCAGUUCUACCGCCUUUUUAACGACGAUCCGAAUGCCUUUUACAUGGAAAGAACGACUAUUUAUCGCCAUAUCUUGGAUACCGAAAGGAACUUUACAGGCAGCAUUAGCGCCGAUGGCAUUUGAGCGUGCCAGAAAAGAAGGCGACCCCACGAAAAUAGAAUUAGCCCUCGAUGUGGUCCGGAUAUCCGUAAUUGCCAUAGUGUUUCUAGCGCCACUCGGGGCAAUCGGCAUGAUGUCUAGCGGUCCCUAUCUGCUGAACAAGAUCAGUGUGGAGGAGCAUCAAAGGGAGCGACAAUUGAGCUACAUGCGCAUUGUCGCUCUGCAACCUUUUAGAAGGCGCAAGAAAACGAAUAGGCCAGCCCAUAGUACCGUUACGACCGUCCCGCCGAUAGAAUCGCCUUUGUAACAUUAAAUGUACUUAUUGUUAGAGCGCGUCGCUUGUUAAAUACAUUGACGUCUUCGAAAAAUGUCGCUUUUAUUUCUUAUGCCGCGGCUAGUAAUUUUUUACAAUAAAAUUUCUGCAAGACUAUUAUAAAAAAUAGAAAUAGAAAAGGC
Molecule: messenger RNA, 2053 nt
Organism: Wasmannia auropunctata (little fire ant)
Lineage: Eukaryota; Metazoa; Arthropoda; Insecta; Hymenoptera; Formicidae
Product: sodium/hydrogen exchanger 9B1-like
Exons: 8
Coding region: 201-1904 (567 amino acids)
Biological process (GO): proton transmembrane transport
Cellular component (GO): membrane
Molecular function (GO): antiporter activity
Source: RefSeq, a predicted model, not a curated record